AUCUCCUCUCCUCUCCAAGCAAAGUAUCAUUCCAUCCUCCACUAUUCCAUUUUCUUUCUUCUUAAAUAAAUUUCCAAUUCAAAUGCAAUUCCCUAUCCCACUCUCUAGCCAUGACUUUACUGUUCAUGCUCACUGUUUGUUUGAGUUUUCUAGCAUUAUUAGCUACACCAAGUUUUGCCACCAAUCAAGCUAACUCAUGUCGAUCAUAUUGUGGAAAUAUUACCAUAGAUUACCCAUUUUCUCUUGAUUACGGUUGUGGUCAUCCUGGUUUUAGGGACCUAUUGUUCUGCAUGAAUGAUGUGUUAAUGUUCCAUAUCAGUUCAGGGUCAUACAGGGUCCUAGAUAUAGACUAUGCAUAUCAAGCACUCACAUUACACGACCCCCACAUGUCAACAUGUCACACCAUCAUUCUAGGCGGUAGAGGCAACGGCUUCACCGUUGAGCAAUGGCGAGCGCCAUAUUUCAAUCCAACACCUGAUAACGUGUUCAUGCUCAUAGGUUGUUCAGCUGAAUCACCAUUGUUCCAGGGUUUCCCUGGGAAGCAUCUGCCAUGUAGGAAUGUAUCAGGGAUGGGAUGUGAGGAAUACUAUGAUUGUCCGGCAUGGAGCCUGAUUGGUCACAAGAAGGUAGGAUCAGUUUAUGGGUCAGGGCCCCCAGAGUGUUGUGCGGUGGCAUUUGAGGCAAUCAAGGCUAUAAAUCUGAGCAAGCUGCAGUGUGAAGGGUAUAGUAGUGCAUAUAGUCUAGCACCGCUGAGAGUUGAUGGGGCUGGUGGGUGGUCUUAUGGGAUUAGAGUGAAAUAUUCAGUUCAAGGAAACGAUGAGUUUUGUAGAGCUUGUGAGGCCACUGGUGGAGCAUGUGGAUUUGGAACCGACGGGGUUAAACAGUUGUGCAUGUGUGGCAGCUUCAAUUCUACCACCAAUUGUGAUUCAGAAAGCUCAACAUCCAGUAAAAUGACACUAUCAUUGGCAGUCGCAUUAGCAGGAAGUUUUAUAUAUAUGACAACCUGGAUAAUGGGCAGCCAGUCUUGAGACAAGGGACAUUCAACAUUUUGCUUAUCAACUCCAUGUAAAUGCUACUUUUGUCUUGGCUUAUACCACUACAUUGUUUGCAUAGCUUCUUAAUUUCUGUUAUAUACACUUUUUUGAUCUCUUGUUGAGGGAGAGAAUAUAUAUAUAUAUAUAUAUAUAUUAUGUUCCCAUUUAUACCAAUCAUUUUGAGUUGGUCUAGCAAAAUUAAAAUAUUUUAAUUUGCACAUUGCAGAA
Gossypium raimondii (Peruvian cotton) is the source of this 1262-nucleotide messenger RNA. RefSeq lists its product as uncharacterized. The coding region runs from base 111 to 1028 and encodes 305 amino acids. Gene Ontology annotation, molecular function: polysaccharide binding. Lineage: Eukaryota; Viridiplantae; Streptophyta; Magnoliopsida; Malvales; Malvaceae. The transcript is spliced from 3 exons. The record is from RefSeq and is a predicted model, not a curated record.